Messenger RNA from Rhagoletis zephyria (snowberry fruit fly), 1293 nucleotides. Its product is annotated as flocculation protein FLO11. NCBI's taxonomy places the organism in Eukaryota, Metazoa, Arthropoda, Insecta, Diptera, Tephritidae. The record is from RefSeq and is a predicted model, not a curated record.
GCUGUUUUUGAACGCACAAUUUCCUAGUUGUUUAAGGACAAGUUUGUCGUUUUUAAUUUAAUACAAUUAAAUAUUAAAUAAAUAAAAAUAUGUCGAAGGUAAUUGAGAUUUCUGAUUCAGAUGAAGAGUCGGAACGAAUGGUAACUAGCAGUGAAGUAGGCAACUUCCAGCCUGUGAACGUGCCGACAAUCAAUUCCUCUUCUGCUGAAAAUUUGUCGACGAUUGCUGUUGAAACGGCGGUGGCUACAUCUGGUAGAACAUCUCCACUCCCCCUAAUCAUUUCGGAAGUAAUUUCUAUGAAUACAUCGCCACUUCCCACUAUUGUAAGUGUGCAUGGAAGUCCAGCUACAAAUAGUUCAAGUACACCCUCUGCGGCUAGCACAUCAAGUGCAGCAAAUAUACAACCAAAUAAACGCAGUCGGCGGAAGAGCAUGCAUCAUCCACUAUGUGCAAGUCCGGAAAUUGAAUUUGAAACAAUCGCCUUGGAUGAUGACGAGGACAAUACAACAACAACAACGCCCUCCAAGUCCAAAAAUAAAAACCACACGACUGAUAUCGUGCAACAAAUUAAAUCGCCGAAAUCACACAAAACAUCGCCGAAAAUCCUCAAUACUAAACCAACUGACGGCAACAUCAGUAAAAAAUUAGCAGAUGCGCGUAAUGAUUUUCUAAUGUCAGAUGAAACCAAUGCUUUGUUACGACAAAUAGCCGAAGACAGAGUCCGCAUAAACUUUCUGCUCGCAUCUUAUAAUAUGCCAGAGAUACAGUUUUCUUUGCAUACGAAGCCGGAAGUUUUGCAAUUUCAGUUGGAAGAGCGUAUCAAACACCGGAGAAGGCGUUGUCAAGAGGCGUCAAAUCAACUAAAGAAACGACGAAGUUUGUUGCAAAAUAGCAAUAGCCGGACGGGAAGUUAAGUUGAGCUUGAGGUAGACAAAACAUCGUAAGUGUUUUUUUGGCGAAUACAUAUCUGUAUUAGCUAAUGUCGAAAAGCUGGCUUUAGUAUAAUGCGGCAUUCGAAGCAUACGAUAGCGAAUGACUCACUGCAGUCAUAUUUAGAAUAUAUUUAGAAAGAAAUUAACAUAAUUUUAAUAUUUGUUAUUAAUUUGCUGAAAUUCAUAUUUGCUUAAAAGAUAGUAUUAGGUUACAAAUUGUAGGAAACCACAUCAAGAUCAAAAUCAAUGGCACAUUUACGUUUAUACAUUUGCAUACAUACAUGGCAUACAUGCAUACAUUUGAUAAAUAAUAUAUAUGUAUAUAUAACAUUAUAAAGGGCUGUUUGCAGCUCAAGAAAAA